AUGAAUAUAUUCCGAUUACUUGCCGAUCUAUCCCAUCUAUUGGCUAUUAUAAUCUUGUUGCUUAAAAUAUGGAAAACAAGAUCUUGUGCAGGUAUAUCUGGAAAAUCGCAAAUACUUUUCUCCAUCGUGUAUACCGCAAGGUAUUUGGAUUUACUGACUACAUAUGUGUCCGCAUAUAAUACUGUUAUGAAGUUGGUCUUCAUCGUGGCUUCAUAUGCCACGGUUUAUUUGAUGUACGUAAAGUUUAAGGCCACCUACGACCACAACCACGACACCUUUAGAAUCGAAUUUCUGCUAAUACCUUGUGUGAUCUUGGCGUUGCUGAUAAACCGCGAAUUUACAUUUUUAGAGGUGUUAUGGACAUUCUCUAUUUAUUUGGAAUCUGUUGCUAUUUUGCCACAAUUGUUUUUGGUUUCAAAGACUGGAGAGGCAGAAAGUAUUACAUCUCAUUACCUAUUUGCCUUGGGUUCAUACAGAGGACUCUAUCUUUUGAACUGGAUUUACCGUUACAUUGUUGAAGACCACUAUGAGUUGAUUGCUAUUAUUGCUGGAGUUGUGCAAACAGUUUUGUAUUGUGAUUUCUUCUACCUUUACAUUACAAAAGUUCUUAAAGGAAAGAAACUUCAACUACCUGCAUAA
Pieris macdunnoughi is the source of this 639-nucleotide messenger RNA. The record is from the annotation of a GenBank genome assembly. Lineage: Eukaryota; Metazoa; Arthropoda; Insecta; Lepidoptera; Pieridae.